AUGAAACCGUCAAAGCUUAUGCGGCAUUUCACAACCAAGCAUCAAAAAGAAGCUGAUAAGCCAUUGGAUUUCUUUAAACGAAAGUUGAAAGCUUUUAGUCAGCAGCAAAAUACUAUAAUUCAGGCAUCCACUGUCAACGAGUCAACAUUAUUAGCUAGCUACAAAGUCGCAUAUCGAGUUGCUAAAGCAGGGAAACCACAUACAUUUGUCGAAUAUCUUAUUUUGCCAGCAGCACUUGAUAUGGUUGAAAUUAUGGUCAGUAAGCAGGAGGCAAACAAAUUAAAAAACAUACCACUUUCUGAUAAUACUAUUUCACGCAGAGUAAACGACAUGGCCAAGGAUAUUCAAGAACAAGAAGUCUAA
Psylliodes chrysocephalus is the source of this 363-nucleotide messenger RNA. The record is from the annotation of a GenBank genome assembly. NCBI's taxonomy places the organism in Eukaryota, Metazoa, Arthropoda, Insecta, Coleoptera, Chrysomelidae.